GAGAAAAUGGCGCUUGACUACCUCUGUUCCUUGGCCUAGCCACUGCUAUCUUAUGCAGAGCUGAAGGACUGGUAUCCGUCCGGAGUCAGCUAUUCUAAAGUACAAGGCUACGACCUUGCUGCUCAGAAUCUCGAGCUCAUACCCUUCUCCCGUCUCACAUUCCACAUCGGGCUUCCUGCAAAUCCGUUACAAGCAUGAACGACAACGGUCAUGGAGACAUAAAGGAGCAAGAUGGCUUCCCGACCGCCUUUGACAGCAAGCGACCUGAGGGUAGCCAGAGCUCGAAAGUGCCCACCGUGGUAGCGCCCGGAAGGGUUCCCCAGCCCAAUCAGGAGGGUAUAAUCACGGUGCAGCCACUGAGGAAGAGCGAUAUGCAGCCUUCCUACGCCCAGGAUCUGGGCCUGAGCGACGUCAAGCACGGCUUCUACGGCUCGCUGAUCAAUUGCCUCGGUGACACUGCCGGCGCUCUCGGGCAAUUCCCAUGCUGCCCCUGCCCCAACCCGUUCAAGCAGGUCAGGCAAGGAAGCGUGGGACUCGUGAGCCGGUUUGGUCAAUUCUACAAGAGCGUCGAUCCCGGCCUGGUCAAGAUCAACCCGUGCAGCGAGUCGCUACGCAUUGUCGAUGUCAAGAUCCAGCUGAUCAUCGUCCCGCAGCAGCGCGUCACGACGCGAGACAACGUUAGCAUCGAAGUUGACAGCGUCAUUUACUGGCACGUCUCGAACCCGUACAGGGCGGCGUAUGGCAUCCAAGACAUCCACCGCUCACUCGUCGAGCGCGCUCAGACCACGCUGAGGGACGUCGUGGGUAGCCGGACCAUCCAGUCGGUCAUUUCCGACCGCACUGAAGUGGCCCACCAAGUUGAGGAGAUACUCGAGACAGUUGCUAGCAAGUGGGGUGUCGUCGUUGAGAGCAUACUUAUCAAGGACAUCAUCUUCUCGCGCGAGCUCCAGGAGUCGCUCUCGUCGGCCGCGACGCAGCGCCGAAUCGGGGAGAGCAAGGUCAUUGCCGCAAAGGCUGAAGUAGAUGCUGCCAAGCUCAUGCGCCAGGCCGCCGACAUUCUCUCCAGUCCUGCUGCGAUGCAGAUCCGCCAGCUCGAGUCGCUCCAGGCAAUGGCAAAAUCGGCGGGAAGCAAGGUCAUCUUUGUGCCCAUGAAUCUAAACGACGUCAAGAGCUCCGUCCUUGCCGAUGGCACAGGUGUUGUCCAUCCUGACACCCACGGUGUGGGCGAUACUGCAGUAAGCCCAGUCUGUAAGGAGGACCCGACUAAAGAUGUGGCGCGCCUGUCGCAGUUGACUCAACUGUAGUUGCCUGCAACUCUCGCUCUCUCAGAUUCGCUCAUGUCCUUCUUUCUUUCUCUUGCACGUAACGUCGUGAAAGACUCGCUUUGCUGCUUUGUGCCCUUGACUGUAUUUAGACUUAGAGUUAGUAUGGACUGCCCAGACAAAGCAACCGGGAUUAGGUAAUGAGACAUGGUGUGCUGUCCUUGCGCCAAUGU
This is a messenger RNA of Acaromyces ingoldii, 1495 nucleotides long. RefSeq lists its product as hypothetical. The transcript is spliced from 5 exons. NCBI's taxonomy places the organism in Eukaryota, Fungi, Basidiomycota, Exobasidiomycetes, Exobasidiales, Cryptobasidiaceae. Gene Ontology annotation, cellular component: plasma membrane. The record is from RefSeq and is a predicted model, not a curated record. The coding region runs from base 195 to 1304 and encodes 369 amino acids.